This is a messenger RNA of Chrysoperla carnea, 6276 nucleotides long. RefSeq lists its product as uncharacterized. The transcript has 9 exons. NCBI's taxonomy places the organism in Eukaryota, Metazoa, Arthropoda, Insecta, Neuroptera, Chrysopidae. Bases 352 to 6276 code for a protein of 1974 amino acids. The record is from RefSeq and is a predicted model, not a curated record.
UAUUGUGUUGAUAUUAAAAAUGAUACAAAAAAUUUAAAAGCAAAACUAAAUCAAAGCAAUAAAGUGAUUGAUCACAGCUCAUAUUUAUUUAAAAAUGUAAAAUCUUUGCAUUCCAGCAUUACCGAUUUGGGUGACAAUGAAUGGGAUCAUAAAACUAAUUCAAAAUUUGAUAAAAAAAUUAUUCGAACCAAUAAUAAUUUACUAACCACAAAUGAAUACAAAUACUGUAAGAACAGAUCAAUCGACACAAUAGAAUUAAAAAAUUUAGAACGUGAUUCAAGUUAUACCACUGCUGAAAAAUCGGUCACACCACAAUUUAGUGACGAUGAAAAUAAUUGGUAUUUUAUUAAUAUGCAAGGUGUUGUACCAAUGUCUGAUCAAAUGGAUUACAAAUAUAAGUAUACACAACAAUAUGAUCAACCAAUUAUGAUCACUUUAAGUGGACAAUUGAGUGCGAAAUUAAGUGAAUCAAUAAAUAAUUUGCAUAGUAGUAAAGAUGCAUACGAAAGAUUUGUGUCAGAUUCAAAAAGAGUAGGAAUUAAUAUUCCAUUUGUCAGUAAUAAAAGUCGGAAGAGUAUACAGUCUCAUUCUAGCGAUUUAAAAUGGAACAAUUCUAGUCAUAUACCACAACGUGAACAUGAAAAUUUACGAAAAACUCCACAAAGGGAAAAAACUGGAUCCAUACAACCUAGUCGAUUGAAUAGUCAAAAUAAACGUGAUAGCACGUCUUAUCGACACGAUUUAAACAACACUAUUCGUAAACGAGGUGGUGCUAUACCCAAGGAUAAUAUUAGAAAUGAGUAUUCAAGGAAAACCGAAUUGAAUCGUUAUUCUCCAAAUGGCGAUAGAGAGAAUUCAAGAGACAAUCAACGAAAUGGAAAUUUUUUUCGACAGAACUUUGAACCGUUAAGAGAUGGAGGAAUAUUAAAUAACGAAGAGAAAAUGGUUCGGCAAGGAAAUCAGUCUGAUUUAAUGCCGAGUUUAAAACUUGGAGGUUCUAGAUGUGUAUCCGAGGAUCAAGAUGGACUAGAAGUUAAACCUGAACAAUCGAGCUGCUAUGGUUCUAGCCUAUCAUUUAAUAACAGAAUAUAUGAUCAUGAUAAAACAAUGAACAAAGUUGAUCGUAACAAUAAUAAUGAUUCUGGAAAAAUAAUUGAUGAAUUAUAUUUGAAUAAAGCUAGAAAUGAUAGUUCCAAAAUAAUUGAUACAAAAAACGAUUUAACAGAAACUGCUAGUUAUAAUACAAAUAAAGUGUCAUUUUGUUCUGCAAUAGCAAAUACUCCACAUAGAAGUAUGAGUCUCGGGGGAAUCGCAAGUCGUAAUUCUACGGAAUAUGAUCGAUUACAACAUAAUUAUCACUUUGCACGCGGCGGAGGUUACAAUCCCAAAAUUGAUAAUAAGGAAAUCAACGAUUUAGAUGAUGAAAAUACCUUAAUACAAGCAUAUUCUGGUAUUAUUAGAAAAACAAUAUGCGAAAUUCCCGAAACUGGUACACUCUCGGAAAAUAAAUAUUACUCAACCAGUAAUUUAAAUAACUACAAUACAUCGACAGCAGAUGUACGCAGAUCAUCGCCAAUGUUUAUAGAUGAUUAUAUUUUGGUUAACAGAGCAACAGGGUUAAAUGCAGCCAUGUCAAAUGCAGAAAUGGUACCAGAUCAUGAUUUAUAUACCGAUUCAUUUGAGUCAGCUUCAAGUUCUGAGAGUAAAGAAAAAGAUAAGCGUGAAUGUGCUGCAAAGAGAUUUCUUGAAGAUCAAAAUUUACCAGCUGAAAAUCCUGAUCAAGUCGAUAAUACUGAACAAAAGAAAGACAAAAAUGUGGAUCAUUGUGAAGAAUGUACAUGUAAAAUAUGUGUCUGCGGUGAUUGUAAUUGUAAGAUAUGCGAAUGUGAAAAAGGCGUCAAAGAAGAGUACGAAAGGAUGAAAAAAGAAAAAGAGAUAGACGAAGAGAAAGCAAAAUAUUGUACAUGUUACAUUUGCGAGUGUAACGAGUGUAACUGUAUAAAAUGUGAAUGUGAUAUCGAUAAAUUUCCUCAAGGCAUACCACUAUCAAUGGUUGUAUGUCCUUGUACAAAUUGUAAUUGUGGUAUUCCUUGCAAAGAGGGCACAUUAUUAAAAGCAAGUAAAUUUUUUUUAACCCGUGAUAAUGAUUUAUUUAAGAUACCAGAUAAUGUUAAUCAAGAUAUGAAAGUAAAGAUAUUGAAUGCUGUACAAAAUGUUAAUGUAGAUAUUAAAUUUGCAAUCAAAAAUGCCAAUCUUCAAGUUGAAGAAGCUAUGAAUGUUGCUGAUAAAAUGGUACAAGAUGCUGUUCUUCAAUUAUGCAAAAUGGAUAUUGAGGCAGUAACUGGCGACAAUACAAGCUUUACAGAAGCAAAGGGUGCUAUUGAUGAUAGUGAUGGCAAUAAAGGUAAUCAAGAAUCAUCAAAUCAACAGCCACCAAAUCCACCACCGAAUGCCAAUGAUAGGAAAAAAAGUACAAGUAAAAAGGGAAAUUGUGAUUGCCCAUAUCCAUGCAAAUGUGAAGAUUGUCCUGAUCAACCUCACGAGCCACCAGCAUGUGAUUGUCCUGAGCCAUGUGAAUGUGUAGGAUGUCCUACAUUAAAUAUUCCUGUUAAAAUUCCACAUUGUAGAUGUAAAACAUGUCUCUGUGAUCCUUGCCUAGAUAAAAACAGGAAAAAAGGCUCGCCUAUUGAAAAAUUUUUAUGCGGUUGUAAGCCGGAAUGUAUAUGCGAAAAGUGUCCAGCAAAACCUGGAUGUGAAUGCGAAGGCGAAUGCGUUUGUGCCGUUUGCCCACAUAGAGAACGUAAAUGUGAUUGUGCAAUAUGCCUUUGUAACGAUUGUGCAGCAUUUAAACAAGUUCAACAAUUGUGUGAGUGCCCACAAUGCUUAUGUAACGUUUGUGAAAAAGGUGGUGGUGUAAUACCAACAAAGCCACCAAAAUUAAUAUACAAUGUCAAAUGCAAAUGUGCAGUGUGCUUAUGUGAUAAUUGUGCGUCAGAUAAAAUACAAGCAACUUGCAGUUGUCCAAUAUGCUUAUGUGAUAAGUGCCCAGAAAUGGAGGGUAAACCAGCUUUUGAAUGUUCAUGUUAUCCACAAUGUACAUGUGAUAAAUGUUCUGAUCCAAAUGUUAAAUGUGUAUCAAAACGACAAAAAGAAGAGCCGUAUAAAUGUACAUGCUCAAUUUGUUAUUGUGAAAAGUGCUCAGAUCCGACAAAAGAACGCCAAGAUCCAUGCGGAGAAGAGCAUCCAAAAGACUGCACUUGCUUAAAAUGUACUUGUUCACCUUGCUUAUCAAAGAAACAAAAAUUAACAGAAUGUAAAUGCGAAAAAUGCAAAUGCAAUCCUUGUAAAAUGGUAGGAGGAAUGUUACCAGAUUGUAAAUGUGAUGGAGAAUGUAAAUGUAUCAAUUGCCAAUACAAAACCGCAAACAUUGAUGAAUGCACUUGCAAAACAUGUGAAUGUAAUAAAAAAAUACUGUGUACAACUGGCGCUGCAUCAAAUGGCGAUGAAAUUAGAAAAAUUGAACUUUCUGAAUGUACAUGCGAGCCAUGUAAUUGUAAUCCAUGUUUGGCACAAGGUGGACAUCCACCAAAAUGCAAAUGCCCAAAAUGUAUGUGUACCAAAUGUGAAAUAAAACAACUACCCACAUGUGACGAAGGUGUCCAUCCACCAGAUUGUAAAUGUAAUAUAUGUUACUGUGCUCCUUGUAAAUAUGAUACGGAUCCCAAUUGUGAUAAAACAUUCCGAUUGUCGUGUACAUGCGAAGUAUGUUCAUGUAAGCCAUGUAAGGCAAAAGGCGAUAGCUGUGAGGAUGAUGAUAUUAAAAAGUUAACAAUUCCGAGAAGUUGUAAAUGUAUUAAAUGCGAAUGUUUUCCAUGUAUUUUACCGCGAAAUGCAUACCAAGGAGUAGGCAUUGAUAAAAAUUUACCAACGUGUUUAUGUGGCGAUUGCACUUGUAAUCCUUGUAUGGCAGCACCACCAGAUAUAUGUAAUGAACCAAGGGAACCACUAAAAUACGUACCAGAUUGUACAUGUCCAGAAUGUUUUUGUGAUCCAUGUUCAGGUAAGGAACCAGUGAAUCCCUGUGAUCUAAUGAAAAUCGAUACAACUGUUGUAUGUACAUGUUCACCAAAAUGUGAUUGUAAUCCAUGUACACUACCACCAGCAGUAGAUCCACGUGAAGCGAAACCAGAUCAUCCAGAGACAUGCAAAUGUGUAAUAUGUGUAUGCACACAAUGUGAAUUGUCAAAAAAAAUACUUCAACCAUUGACUUUCGAUCAUUCGGAUGAUUGUCAAUGUAGCGCUUGUUUGUGUAAGCCAUGUAAAUUGAAACCAGAUCAUAAUGAAACAAGGCUAGAUAAAAUUAACCAAGGACCAGAAUGUAAAUGUAAAGUAUGUUGCUGUAGUCCAUGUAAAUUACAAACAAGCAAAUGUCACGAAUAUUAUUCAAAUCGACCAGAUUGUGUAUGUACAGUUUGUAGUUGUGAUCCUUGUAAAGCAAAACCAAAAAAUUGUGAAACAUGCCCUGAAUGUUUUGGUAAGGGUGACUGUAAAUGUAUACACUGUGAGUGUGUACCAUGUACAAAAACACAACCACAAUUUUGUAAUUGUGAACUUUGUCGAUGUACAAAUUGUUUACCAUUAGCAACAAAAAAAUUUAUACCAAAUUGUAAUUGUUUACUGUGUUUAUGUAAACAACCUGAGCAAGAUCCAACAAAUCAAUUAUCGAUAUGCCAAACUGAAGAUGACGAAACAAAAAAAUGUCCAGUAAUAUGCCCAAUGAAUACAAUACACAAAAAAACUGGUACAAAAAGAUGCUCAUGUUCGAUAUGUUAUUGUGAUCCAUGUCAGCCAGUUGUAACUGGUACAAAAUUUGAAUACACAUUUAAACCGCCGGAAAAUAAUCCAUUAGAGGGAACACUAAAAGUUAAUGAACAAAAAAAAUGCUUGUGUGAACCAUGUUUAUGUAAGACUUGUCCCAAGAAGAUGGACAAGACAAAAUGUAGCUGUUAUAUCUGUAAAUGCGAGAAUUGUUCAUUUAAACAAAAUGAGGAAAAUGAUCUUACAUGUAGAUGCUCACGUCCAUGUCCAUGUAUAUCGUGUAAGGGAAGAGGUGGUGCAGGAAGUGGUAAUAUCACAACAGAAAACAUUGAUCAUGUUCGAGGUGGUGCUACAACCAGUAAUAGUGAAAUAAAAUCAGUCGAAGAAAUCGGUGGUGAAACUAAAUGUUCUUGUGCUGAUCCAUGCGUUUGCCAAUCAUGUGCAGAGACCAAAUCAGAUAAAAGAAAUUAUGAAGAAGAUAAAACACCAUGCGCAUGUACAACUCCAUGUGUUUCUACAUGUUUGCAUUCUUCACAUCAAACGAAUCAUACGAUUAAUGUACCAGAAACACAAUCAAAAACUGAUGAAUGUAAUAUUGUAAAAAAACUGGCAAAUCAAAUUUCUUCAUUAAUUGCAAAACCGUUUCAAACAUCAAAUAUAUCAAGUCACCCAUCAGCAGUUUCAACCGCAAUUAAUAAUCUGCUCAAUUGUGAUUGUCCAAUUCCAUGUUUAUGUCCAGACAGAGAUCAAUGUGGAACUUAUCAAUUUAUGAAUACAGCUGAAAAAGAUACACCCACAAAACGUAGUAAUAUAAUGGGUAAAAUUAGUAGUAAUAAGACUCAAUUACAUUCCAAAACCCAACUUCAAACAAAGAAACGUUGUAAUUGUGUUGGCAUGUGUCGUUGUUCAAUUCCACAGAUUGGUCUUACUCCAAAACAAGCAGUGUCUGAUUCUUCCAAAUAUCCAAGUAAUAGAAAUUCACCAACAGAUACACGUGUGUCUAAUCAAAAAAAAUCUUCGACUAUUUAUCAGCCAAAAAAAACAUGUGAUUGUGUUGGUUCAUGUAAAUGUUCUAUUCAACAAUUUGACAGUAAUCAGAAACCAUCUGUAGAUAUUACCAAACGAAUAAGUGCAAAUUUUAAACAGAUUAAUGAUAUUAGCAAAAAACAAAUAGAUAAAAUAAUUUCUUCAAGCAGCCAAAACACACAAUUUCGAAUAUUUGAAACCCGUAAAUUAACUGAAGACAGUUUACUUAUUAAAUGGACUCCAGCGAAUUUACCAUGUCUUACAGGAUAUGAGGUUGAGGUAAAUGGAUCAUUAUCACAUCGAGUCCGUAAUAAAGACAGGUGUGUAGCAGUUCUGUUCAAUAUAUGUUAUGAUAAACCAGUUAAUAUUAGUGUUUUCGCAAUGUCAAGAGAAAAUAGAAAUCACCCACCUGCUAUUAUCACUGUUUGCUAA